AUGGAUCCUAUGUGCCCGAACUUAAAAAAUUUUGACCUGGUGACCAACGGUGGCGUGGCCAUCGCCCUGCGCUUCGAGCGCGCUCCGUUCAUCACCCAGGAGCACACGCUGUGGUUGCCGUGGGGACGCUUCUUCGUCAUGGAUACCAUCGUGAUGCGUCACGAGGAGAACGAGAUCCCCAGCUGUGAUGUCAGCGGGUUCACGCGUCCAUCCCCCAUCUUGUCMCCUGCGCCCCUCACCGCCUUCGCUGGGGCCUGCGCCGAGAGGGGGACCAUCGUACCUGAAAUACAGGCUCUCCAGGAAGAGAUUCCUAUCCCCGGGACAGACAUGGUAUUGAGCUACCUGAGCAGCAGGAGUCCUGGGUAUAAAUCCAUCCUGCGGGUGACCCUGACCCACUCCACCGUGCCCUUUAACCUGAUGAAGGUACACCUUAUGGUGGCGGUGGAGGGAAGACUGUUCAGGAAGUGGUUCCCUGCUGCUCCUAAUCUCAACUAUAACUUCAUCUGGGACAAGGCUGAUGUUUACAGUCAGAAGGUCUAUGGGCUUUCUGAGGCCUUCGGUAUCCUGCACAUGGGGAACGGUGAGAACGUGUUCGUCUCCCAGCAGCCACCUGUGAUCGGCAGUGUGAUGGGUAACGGGCGACACCGUAGCAUCUCCUGCCCCAGCUGCAAUGGAAUGGCUGACGGCAACAAACUCCUGGCGCCCGUCGCUCUGGCGUGCGGCUCAGACGGCAGCCUGUACGUGGGAGACUUCAACUACGUACGACGCAUCUUCACCACCGGGAAUGUUACCAGCGUGCUGGAACUCAGGUAUUCUACUACGGUGUUUAUUUAUUAG
Messenger RNA from Salvelinus sp. IW2-2015, 837 nucleotides. Its product is annotated as teneurin-4-like. Gene Ontology annotation, biological process: neuron development; heterophilic cell-cell adhesion. Gene Ontology annotation, molecular function: cell adhesion molecule binding; protein heterodimerization activity; protein homodimerization activity. The record is from RefSeq and is a predicted model, not a curated record. Gene Ontology annotation, cellular component: neuron projection. NCBI's taxonomy places the organism in Eukaryota, Metazoa, Chordata, Actinopteri, Salmoniformes, Salmonidae.